ACAAGAAAACAAAACAAAACCCAACCCUCGUUUUCUUGCGAAAACAGAAGCCGAUAAACCCUAAUUGCAAAAUUGACGGUGUAAAACCCUAGAAAGAAGCAGUAGGAGAGGAAGAAGAGGAGCAAUGAGACCCUUGGACGAGAAGGAAACGAGCGCAGUGUUCGAGAAACUCUUCAAGUUCGUUGGUAACAACCUCAAGAACAUCGUCGAGAACCCCUCUCACGAAGGCCCCGAUUCAAACCCUGGCCGCUACUGCUUCCGUCUCCACAAGAACAAAAUCUUCUACGUCAGCGAAUCACUGGUGAAGCGCGCCACGAACAUCGCUCGUCCCAACCUGGUUUCCCUCGGAACCUGCAUUGGAAAAUACACUCACGGCGGAAACUUCCACCUCACCGUUCAGGCCCUCAACUUGGUCGCCGCCAAUGCCAAGCACAAGGUCUGGCUCAAGCCCCAGUCCGAGAUGUCCUUCUUGUACGGUAAUCACGUCCUCAAGAGCGCGUUGGGUAGAAUCACCGACAACAUUGCUCCCGGCGAUGGUGUUGUCGUGUUUUCCAUGGCCGAUGUACCAUUGGGUUUCGGAAUCGCCGCUAAGUCCACGCAGGAUUGUAGGAAGUUGGACCCCAAUGGUAUAGUUGUUCUGCACCAGGCGGAUGUAGGAGAGUACUUGAGGAUGGAGGAUGAACUUUGAUGCAUGGGGUUCUGUUGUACGGGGCUUUUUUAGUGUUUAUCAUGUGAAUUGGAUUGCCUUGAGAUUGGUUUUGAUCCUUUUUCAAUCUCAUGAAAUAAUAUUACUUUUUAUAUAAUUAUAUGUCUACUCUUUGAGGAUUGAUAAUCGUAUUCCUACGUGGCAGUUGCCUGUUAUUUUGUGACUCAGGAUUGGUGUAAUUUUAUGUCUUGAGGAUUAAUUUUGUCAAAGGAAAGUAAUCAAUGAGGACUCGUUUAAUAUUUUCUUUGGUAUUAUAUAGUUUCAUUUGAAGGUAAAAAAGUUAUUCUAUUUAAAAGACAAACAGUGCGGGUAACUAACUUUCGGAGUGUACGCAAUCUUUUGCUUGAUGUGAAGAUAAUUUAACCUAACUUGUAUGUAGUUGGCUGUGUUUUAAUCCCAAUUUUACCUGGGUGUUCCAAGCAAGAAAGUUAUUUUCGUUCUCUAAGAAUUCUCGUGUUCCUUGUCCCGGGGAUUACAAAGUUUUCGAGGAAACUAGUGAAGGGGAAUCACUAUUUUGAUUCUAUCAGUGAUGUAUUGGGUAAAGUUGCUUCUGACCCUGAGCUAAUUGAGCUUGAGACAAUUGCUGAUAAUGAUUGUACUAGCAAGGAAGGAAAUUGCUGAUAAACUGAAUCCUAAACUUAAUGCUGCCAACGGUACAUUGGUCAAUAGAUUGAAAUUCGGUGAAUCAGGAAAUUCCAAUGUGCAGCAAGAAACAGAGAUUGGAUGCAUGAGAAGUAUAAAGAUAAAGGCCGUUGUCUGGUUCCCAGGUUUGCAAGUGACACCUGGAAUGAAAUUGAAGAGGCCAGUUUCAUCCUUGGCUUGUAUAUAUUUGGGAAGAACCUUGUAGUGAAAAGAUUUAUUGGUAAUAAGAAGAUGGGAGAUAUACUGUCAUUCUAUUAUGGGAAAUCUUAUAAUUCUGAAAAAUAUCAGAUGGUCUGGAUGUAGGAAAAUGAGAAGCAGAAAAUGUAUUUAUGGGCAGAAAAUAUUCACAGGACCAAGGCAGCAAGAGCUUUUAUCUCGUUUACUAACAAACAUGUCAGAGGAAUGUCACAAAAAAUUACUUGAGGUGUCCAAGACAUUUGUAGAGGGGAAAAUGCUUCUAGAAGAUUAUGUUUUUACUUUAAAGGCCUCUGUUGGGCUCAAAGCGCUUGUUGAGGGAGUAGGAGUUGGUAAGGGGAAAGAAGAUCUUACAGGUCUCACCAUAGAUUCCACGAGGUCCACUCAAGCACUUCCUGUUCGUCAAGAAAUACCAGUUGGCAAAGCAUGUUCAAUGCUUGCACCUUCAGAAAUAAUAAGCUUUCUAACAGUUGAUUUCAGAUUAAGUAAAGCUCGAACAAGUGAUCUCUUCUGGGAAGCUAUUUGGCCUCGUUUACUUGCCAGAGGUUGGCACUCUGAGCAGCCAGAUAAUCAUAAUUAUGCUGUUGCUUCUAAGAAUUCUCUUGUCUUCCUUGUCCCUGGGGUCAAAAAGUUUUCAAUUAAACUAGUGAAGGGGAAUCACUAUUUUGAUUGUCAGUGAUGUCCUGGGUAAAGUUGCUUCUGACCCUGAGCUAAUUGAGCUUGAGACAAUUGCAGAUAAUGAUUGCACUAGCAAGGAAGGAAAUGGGUUGACAAAAGAUACAAAACUGGACAGCGAAAAUUCCGCUGAUCAGCCCCGCCACUGCUGUCUCAAGGUAAAAACUCCAAAUCGCAGUUCGGAUGUCAUGAAAUUUACUGUUGUGGACACAAGUCUGGCUAUUGAAAAGAUGGCAAAGGUGAGAGAACUGAGAAGCUUGCCAUUUGGAGUUUUAAAAGCUUGUAGUUUUGAAAAUGACUCAGAUGAUGAGAAUAGUUCAGAGGAGCAAGCAAAUGAAUCUGUGUCUGUCAAUAUCAUAUGCUUUGAUCGGGGAGAUAAUGAUAAUACUAAAGCCAGUAAGUCUAAUGUAAGUAAGGUGUCUCUUCACACUUGAAUGGUUUAGAAAACAAUGCUUCAAAAGAGGAGCUUCCAAGGAGCAGCAUGGGUUCGACUAGUCUAUCUGCCGUCUCCACGGACCCUAAGACAGAAUGCUUAAGCAACGCACAGAGACGAGAUGGUAUGAAGUGCCAAUCACUGCUGAGAAUGGCAUCUGAUAACAAUAAUGAUCUAGUUCCUGUCACAAAAAGGAGUAGAUUAAAGGCCUGUAGCCGAGCAAAGAAAAAUAGCAACAGUGCCAAUUUCUUUGUGGUUCCGAGAGUUAAAAAGGAGGCCAGUUUUUGUCCAGAUCUGGACAAUUCAAAUUCUACUGAGAAUGUAACUGCUAACUUCUUUGUUGCUCCCAGAGUAAAGCAAGAGAAAGCCAGCUACUGUCCUAACAAGUCUAAAUUUAGUGAGAAUGUUCUUUCAUGGGUAGUUCCACCCCAGGAUAAGUCAUUAGCAGGUUUUCCAACCCAGAAGAACAAGACAUUAGCAGAUUCUCUGGAAAUGUUAAAUUCAAUUUUAAGGGUUAAAGUUAAGCAAUUAAAAAUAAGUUUUUUAUUUAAAAAUAUAUUUAUUAUUGAAAAUAUGACAAUAUAUUAAAUAUUU
Messenger RNA from Abrus precatorius (Indian licorice), 3245 nucleotides. Its product is annotated as 60S ribosome subunit biogenesis protein NIP7 homolog. Bases 125 to 688 code for a protein of 187 amino acids. The transcript has 2 exons. Gene Ontology annotation, biological process: ribosomal large subunit biogenesis; ribosome assembly. The record is from RefSeq and is a predicted model, not a curated record. NCBI's taxonomy places the organism in Eukaryota, Viridiplantae, Streptophyta, Magnoliopsida, Fabales, Fabaceae. Gene Ontology annotation, cellular component: nucleus; nucleolus; preribosome, large subunit precursor. Gene Ontology annotation, molecular function: RNA binding.